AUGUAUAAGAAGAAUGCCAACUUCGUUGAAUGUGAGGAGAAGGUGCUAGAAUACUGGAGAAAUGGCAAAUGCUUUGAGAAGGCUUGUGAGAUGAGCAAAGGCCGGGAGAAGUUUACUUUCUAUGAUGGCCCUCCGUUUGCAACAGGGCUGCCGCAUUAUGGCCACAUUCUCAGCGGUACGAUCAAAGACACUGUUACCAGAUUUUUCUAUCAGCAGGGAUAUGAUGUUGACAGAAGGUUUGGAUGGGAUUGCCAUGGGCUUCCUGUUGAAUAUGAGAUUGACAAGAAGCUAGGGAUAAGCAGUAGAGACGAGGUUCUAAAGAUGGGGAUUGACAAAUACAACGAGGAAUGCAGGAAGAUUGUCAUGAAGUACAGCAGUGAGUGGGAGAAGAUUGUGGAAAGGCUCGGGCGAUGGAUAAGCUUUAGGAAUGGGUAUAGAACUAUGGACAGAGAGUUUAUGGAAAGUGUAUGGAAUAUUUUUAAGGAGCUCUUCAACCGAAAUCUGAUAUACAGAGGAUUUCGAGUGAUGCCAUUUUCCACAGCGUGUUCAACUCCUCUGAGCAACUUUGAAUCGAAUCAGAAUUACAAAGAUGUUAGCGAUCCAUCUGUCCUUAUUGCCUUCCCUCUUCUUGAAGGUCUUGGGGGAUACAAGUUGUCAUUGGUCGCGUGGACUACCACACCCUGGACUUUACCAUCUAACUGUGCACUUGUGGUGAAUUCCGGGUUUCUGUAUGGAGUUUUUGAGCAUAAGCAGAGGUUUUACUUAAUGCAUGUGGACAGGAUUGAGGAGUAUUUCAAGGACACCAAGAUCUUGAAGAAGAUUUCUGGGAAGGAGCUUGAAGGACUUGAAUAUGAACAGCCGUUUUCCUACUUCGAAGAAUACAGGAAGAAAGGGUUCUUCAGAGUUUAUACCUCUGGAUUUGUCACGGAUACAGACGGUACAGGUGUAGUCCAUUGUGCCCCUGGGUUUGGAGAAUGCGACUAUAAUGUGUUUGUUGAGAAAGGGCUGAUACGUGAGAAUGACCUUGUUCCUUGCCCUGUCGAUGAGAAUGGGAGAUACACCGAUGAGGUGAAGGACUAUGCUGGAAGAUAUGUAAAGGAUUGCGAUAAGUCCAUUCUUUCUGACAUUAAGGAUAAGGUCCUUAUGAACCAAAGGAUAGUGCACAAGUAUCCAUUCUGCUGGAGAUCCGACACGCCCCUACUGUACAAGCUUGUUCCAAACUGGUUCGUCAAGGUCAAGGACCAUGUGUGCUCUCUUUUAAGAAAUAACGAGAAGAUAAACUGGAUCCCCAAGGACAUAAAGUACAAAAGAUUCCACAACUGGCUGGAAAAUGCAAGGGACUGGUCUAUAUCAAGAAACAGGUUCUGGGGAACACCCAUUCCCCUGUGGACCACGGAGGACUAUAGUGACAUGAUAUGUAUAGGAUCUGUAGAAGAGCUUGAAAGGCUAAGUGGAAGGAAAAUCGUUGACAUUCACAGGGAAUUUAUUGACGACAUUGUCAUACACAAGAAUGGAAAGGAAUACAGAAGAGUUGAGGAGGUUCUUGACUGUUGGUUUGAAAGCGGGAGUAUGCCAUAUGCACAAGAUCAUUGGCCAUUUUGUAAGGAAGUUGGUGCAGGCCUGGAGGACCUUUCUGUAACUGAUGAAGAUGGAAAGUGGAAAAAGCUUGUGAAAGAAAACUUCCCAGCCAACUUUAUAGGAGAGGGACUUGAUCAGACAAGAGGAUGGUUCUAUACCCUUCAUGUGAUAUCCUCACUUCUGUUUGAUCAACCUGCAUUCCUCAAUGUGAUUGUUAAUGGGAUAGUGCUUGCAGAAGAUGGACGAAAGAUGAGUAAAAGGCUGAAGAACUACCCAGACCCAUCUCUUAUACUCAAUACCUAUGGUGCAGACUCUCUAAGAAUGUACUUGUUAUCAAGUCCUGUUGUCGAAGCAGAGAACCUAAGGUUUAAUGAGAACGGGGUCAAAGAGGUUCUGAAGACGUUGAUAAUUCCAUGGUACAAUUCCUUAGGAUUUUAUCUAGAGAACAGAGACGUGGAGCCUGAUAAUGUAUGCUUGCCUAUGGAUGACUGGAUAAAGACGUCUCUCAAUAAUUUUACAGUGUCAUUGACUGAAAAGAUGAAAGGAUAUGAACUUUCUUCCAUAUUGACUCUAGCACUAAGGUUUAUUGAUGACUUGUCAAACUGGUAUAUCAGGAUAUACAGAAAGGAGAUAAGAUCUGGACAUCACACCGUUCUUGGUGAGGUUCUUCUGAGGUUUUCUAUUGUAAUGGCGCCAUUCACUCCUUUCUUCAGUGAAUAUUCUUACCAAUCGCUUAAUCCCGGAGAGAGUGUUCAUUUCCAGGAAUAUCCGACAUGCAACAGUGGAACGCACCCGUUUGAGAUGGCCAAGAGCAUUAUAACAGCAGUAAGACGCCUCAGAGAAAUGAAUUCCAUAUCUUUGAAGACACCGCUGAAGAGUACCACACUGAUAAGUAGCAAUAGCCUGUAUGAGGGAGUUAAGGACUACAUAGAUGCAAUCAAGGCAGAAUGUAAUGUCCUAGAGCUCCUCCAUAGAGAGGAAGAGAAAUCUAUGUUCGAUGUUACAGUGAAGCCAAACUUCUUGAAUUUGAAAAAAGAUAAAGCCACUAUGAAAAGAAAAAUGGAACUAAUCAAGAAUCUUUCCAAUGACCAAAUGUAUUCACUUCUAAGUUCCUCGUUGAAUAUAGGAGGUCUUGAGAUUCUUCAGGAAGACGUACUGAUUGUAAAGAAGAUAAAGUGUGUUGAGGGAAUCAGCCAAGAGUUUGGGGACUUCAGUAUAAUCAUUGAUAAUACCUUGGACGAAAACAUUGUUGAAAUGAAAGCUGCAAGAGAGUUCCAUAGCUACAUCCAGAAGCUAAGGAAAAGCAUAGGUCUAAAUAUUAAUGAUGAUGUGGUGGUAGACAUCGAAUGUUCUGACUUGAAGAACAUUGUGAGUAAGUAUUUCGAUAUUCCCUUCGGGAACUUGGGAAUUCUAUGUGGAAGGGAUUCAUAUGAGUUUAAUGGAGUCUCGUACUCCAUUUCUCUCUACAAGAAGGCUUAA
This is a messenger RNA of Encephalitozoon romaleae SJ-2008, 3057 nucleotides long. Its product is annotated as isoleucyl-tRNA synthetase. The transcript has a single exon. NCBI's taxonomy places the organism in Eukaryota, Fungi, Microsporidia, Unikaryonidae. The record is from RefSeq and is a predicted model, not a curated record. The coding region runs from base 1 to 3057 and encodes 1018 amino acids. Gene Ontology annotation, molecular function: ATP binding; isoleucine-tRNA ligase activity; aminoacyl-tRNA deacylase activity. Gene Ontology annotation, biological process: isoleucyl-tRNA aminoacylation.